AUUAUUUUUCCAAUUUCCCCUCCAAAAGUUUGACAUCAUCAUGAUUUUGUUAAAACAAAAUUUACAGAAAAUGAAGUAGUAAUGUGCCCCAACGGAGACUUAUUCGUAUGGCUUCAAUUUCUAAUUUCAUUGAUACUGAAUAUUUUCGCACCCCCCCCCCCCCCAAUUGUGCCGGAAAUAUUUGAUUUUCAUAACUAUUUUGUUCAAGGGUGGGUGUACUUAAUGCUAUGUGUUUGUUUAUCUUUUAGAAAUAUUUUACCAAAAUAAAUCUAGUAAUCGAAACAUUUUUUGUGAAUUGACUUAGACAACUUUAAAGAACAAUAUGCCGAAAAAUAAAGGAAAGGGAGGUAAAAAUCGUAGAAGGGGUAAGAAUGAAAAUGACAGAGAGAAAAGAGAAUUGAUCUUCAAGGAAGAUGGUCAGGAAUAUGCUCAGGUUAUCAAGAUGCUUGGGAACGGCCGGUUAGAAGCGAUGUGUUUUGACGGUGUAAAACGACUCUGCCACAUACGAGGGAAAUUAAGAAAAAAAGUUUGGAUAAAUCAGGCAGAUAUUAUAUUAAUCGGUUUGCGAGAUUACCAAGAUGAUAAAGCAGAUGUCAUCAUGAAGUACAAUGCUGAGGAAGCCAGAAACUUGAAACUGUAUGGAGAGUUGCCAGAUUCUGCCAAGAUUAACGACAUGGAUAUGUUCAGUUCAAACGCUGACGAGGGUGAAAUUAUGUUUGAUGACGUCAGUGAAGCCGUCGCACCUCAGCAAACAGCUCGUGAUGAUGUCAUAACGUCUUCCGAGGAAGAAUCUGAAACUGAUGAAGAGGAAGAGAUUGUUCCACAGAAUUAUGGUCGAGAAACUAAACAGAAAGCUGGGAUAAACGUUGAUGCUAUAUAACAUUGACUUUCAACCCGGCCACUGAAGAUACAACAAAUAUUUUGAAAACUGCUUUUUGUAAAAGAAAUCUGUGCCUGCAUGCGUUCACCAACUUUUUACGAAGUGAAACUCUGUUUAUACUUGUAUUUUGAACGUUUUUUUGAGUCAGGAAGAGGAAAAUGGGGUUUUAUAUUUAUAUCUUUGCUGUGUUUUGACGAGAUCCUUUCUUUUUAAACAGAUGGAAUAGAAUAAUCCUAUCUAGAGAAAUUUUUUUUGUCUUCUCAUUUUUGUUCUGAAAAAUACCAGUGUCAAUGAAGUAUUUUAAGUUUGUUUAUUUACCCCUUUUCCAGACCUAAUUUUGUUCACAUUAAAGGAAUCAAAUAAAAAAUAUGCUUUUUCCUAUUUCGUCAUUGACUUGUUCAGCGGCUAUCUUCUCAGUAUGGUUUCUUGGAAAGUAAAAGAAAAUGAAAGCACAUACUGCAGAGGUACAAAUCAGCCUAUGUCACAUUCGAAGGUUUAGAAAAACAAUUUGUGUAAUAGUAUGGUUCUAACAGCCAGACUUUACAAUGGACAUAAGGCACUGUCUAAAAUCAAAACUAAAAAAGCUUCGAAACGAAUACGGCUCCUGGUCCAUAAUAAUAUGAGAUCAAAAAAGUC
This is a messenger RNA of Styela clava, 1516 nucleotides long. The record is from RefSeq and is a predicted model, not a curated record. Lineage: Eukaryota; Metazoa; Chordata; Ascidiacea; Stolidobranchia; Styelidae.